CUCCUUUGACUAAGAUUUUUAUAAGUUAACCCGCCUUGCUGGUCGCCCUCUUCCUCUUCCACACCACCGGCGACGGCGAUCACCUACCGAAUCACGGCCAUGGAAGCGAUUCCUUCCUUGUCGGCGACUCCUCUUCCUCUCACCACGCGUGGCGGAGGCGGGACGGAUUGGCCAUCGCCGCUUACCCUCUUCCUCCACCGGCAUGCCUUCCCCGCGAGCCACCGCCUUACUGCCCUAUGCUCUUUCGACUCGCCUCCCACUCCCGUCAUUGGAUCCUCUCGGAGAUGGUGUCGGAGGGGAAACGUCGCUGCCUCCGCGUCUUCGUCGGCGGAAUCGGGCGGGGGAGAAGAGGCGGAUGAGGCGGAGGUGGAGAGGGCGUUGGGAAUGGACGGAAGAAUCCCGGGGAGCUCUCAGGAGUUCGUGAAGAGAGUCUCGUCGCGCGCGUACAACCUGCGCCGGAAGGUCAUGCAGUCCCUCGAUUCAAUCGCCUACGAUGUGUUGGAGACCAACCCAUGGAGAGAAGCCACAAAGCCAGUUUAUGUGUUGACUCAAAGAGAUAACCAAUUAUGGACCAUGAAAACGCGGAGGAAUCACAGCGAGGUAGAAUCGGAACUUGGAAUGCUAUUCGCUAAAGGAGGAAGGCGUGGAUCAGGAUUUGAUAGUAAAACUAAACAGAGUACCGGAACAAAAUUUGAGAUGCUUGUGGAAGAUAUCACAGAAGGAGUGCUUAUCUUUGAAGAUGAGCAAGAGGCAGUGAAAUACUGUGACAUAUUAGAGGGAGGAGGUCAAGGUUGUGAAGGCAUUGCAGAAGUGGAGGCGUCCUCUGUUUUUGAUAUUUGUCGUACGGUGGGGGCUCUAGCUGUUCUUUUUCGGCGAGGAAGGACACCCCCUCUACCCAAAAGCCUUGAGCAACAUCUAAGGGCUAAGAAGAGAUCACUGGAGGAUUAGGACUCAAGUGUCCAACAAGAACACAAACAUCCGAUACUUUGUGUUCAACUGAACAAAUACAGAAGUUCAUCUGAUUCAAAGAAACAUAACCGAGAAAUAGGAUGAAAACUUGAUAGUAAAAAUCAGAUGCAGAUUCUGAUGUAUGAUUGAACAAGAAUAUGGACUCAUGGUGUGAUUGUUUACCAUACGAUAGGAAAGCAAAGAAACUUAUAGAUCUCAAGGUGCUGUUUUGCAGGUAUUUGGACUUUCUUUC
This is a messenger RNA of Zingiber officinale, 1201 nucleotides long. RefSeq lists its product as uncharacterized. The transcript is spliced from 5 exons. The record is from RefSeq and is a predicted model, not a curated record. NCBI's taxonomy places the organism in Eukaryota, Viridiplantae, Streptophyta, Magnoliopsida, Zingiberales, Zingiberaceae. Bases 100 to 948 code for a protein of 282 amino acids.